CAGAGCACUUCAAGGUGAAAGUCCAGUCCCCAGUGAUUUAGCCAUAAUUAUGUAUACUAGUGGAUCUACGGGCAAACCCAAAGGUGUGAUGAUUACUCAUAAGAACAUUAUCAGUACGUGCAAUGGGUUCAUGAAAGUUGCUGAAGAUUUAAGGCCAGGAGAUGUCUAUAUGGCAUAUUUACCCCUAGCUCAUGUACUGGAGUUAGCUGCAGAAUGCUGUUUCUUAGCAGUUGGAGUUCCUCUUGGUUAUUCCUCUCCUUUAACAAUGACAGAUAAGUCUACUGCUGUAAAAAAAGGCUGUAAGGGUGAUGCUUCAGUUUUGAAACCAACAGUUAUCUCAGCUGUUCCUUUAAUACUGGAGAGAAUCCAGAAAGGAAUAACAGAGGUUAUCCAAUGUGAAGGAAACUUCACCAGAAAACUUUUUGAUUUUGCAUUGAAGUACAAACAGAGAUGGAAGAAGUGGGGGUUUGAGACACCCAUUAUAAAUUGGGUUCUGUUCAGAAGUAUCAAAGAUUUAGUUGGUGGACGACUCCGUGCUAUUGUCUCAGGGGGUGCUCCACUUUCUCCAGAUACACACACAUUUAUCAGCACUUGUCUAGAUGUGUACUUACUUCAGGGGUAUGGACUCACAGAAACCACAGCUGCAGCAACUCUGAUGGAAAUGAAUGACUUAAGCACUGGAAGAGUGGGAGCUCCAGUUGCUGACUGUUUUAUUCAACUUAAAGACUGGGAGGAAGGUGGAUAUUCUGUAUGGGACAAACCUCAUCCUCGGGGAGAAGUUAUUGUAGGUGGGGACAGUGUGGCACAAGGCUAUUACAAAAAUGAAGAACUGACCAAUGAAGCUUUCUUUGAGAAAGAUGGAAUUCGCUGGUUUAGUACUGGUGACAUUGCUGAACUGUAUCCUGAUGGUACCAUCAAAAUUAUUGACCGCAAGAAAGACUUAGUAAAGCUCCAGUUGGGAGAAUAUGUUUCUUUGGGAAAGGUAGAGACUGAGCUGAAGAGAUUUCCACUGCUGAAUAACAUCUGUGUCUAUGGAAAUAGCUUUGAAUCAUAUGUAGUAGCAUUGGUAGUACCAGAUCGAAAACAGUUGCAUUUGCUAGCUGCGAGCUUGGGCAAAGAGGACCUUAGUUUUGAAGAAAUGUGUAAAGACAAGGAUGUUAUUGCAGAGUUUCUAAAAUCCCUAGUAGAGCAUGGCAAGAAAGCAAAACUUGGAGGAAUUGAAAUUCCCAAAAAGAUAAAGCUAUGUUCUGAACUAUGGACUCCAGAAUCGGGGCUUGUAACUGCUACAUAUAAACUGUGUAGGAAUGCCAUAAAACAAUACUACAAAGAUGAUAUUACUGCUCUAUAUACCUCGAAAUGACAUCAUUUGAACAUUAACAUAUGCUAUAGUGUAGCUUAAUUUGUUGGCACAUAUUUAGACUACUUGUGUAGUUUAGAAGGAAUAAAAAAGUUGAAAUUUUAAAUACAAAAUCAGUUAUUACUUGACAUUUAAGUUCAGCUGUUUUGCUGAUUAUUUCACAUAACCACUUUUUUUGAGAAUUUAUUUUCUCAAAAGAAAAGUUCAAUUUUUAUCAAAAGUACAUAUUUAUGCAAGUAAGUAGAAAUGUUAAUCUGAUUUUUUCUACACUUUAAAACAAUAAUAUAAUAUUUUGUGCUUCCUAUACAAGUAUUAAGUGAUAUUCUACUCAGAUAUGCAAUGUGAAUUUACUUAUGUUGCACACAAUAAUAAGUUCUAGCAUUUUUUUUUCUGUUUACUUGACUUGAUAGUCAUAAAAACUAAUAUGUUUAAAAACUCGUAUUUAAAAAAAGAACACCGUGAACUAAAGCAGUGUGAUAAUAAAAGUUCAAAAAUAUCACCUAAGUGGAAGGGAUUUCUAGGGUGUAAAACACAAGUGCUUGAAAAAUUUCUAUAAUUUUAAAUACCUGUCAGUCAGAGUGGUUGUUGAAAACUGAUGUGUCAACAGAUAAGGAAGUUGUCUGGUGUGAUACAUGGAUGAGGUCAGAGGUUAAGGGAAAGAAAAUGUAAUUGACAAUAUGGGAUUGAUGAGAGCAUCCUUGUGUUGUAGAAAUGAAACUACUAGAAGAAGUUUUAAAAACCAUACUGGAAAAUUGAAAUUAAAUACAUUUUCUUGAAUAAAAUGUAAAGCAAAAACAGUUGUAAAAUUAUGAAAGUUAUAUUUUAACUAAUGAUACUAAUACCAGAAUAAAAUGUUAUGAACAUGAAUAUGUAUAUAAAGAAAGAGAUAAGUGAAAGAAUAUUAAUUGGAAUUUUGGAAACUUGUAAAUGUGACAUAAGGUUGAAAUGGCCCAAAGCCAAAUUUCACAUGUUUUUAAGUUCCUAGACAGAAAGCUCAGUUUUUCAAGUUAAUGCUUUUUUCGUUAUUUGACCCUAAUGUCUACAUCAAUAAGUGAAGGCCGUCUAUUCACUUGUAUAUUGAUUUUUAUAAUGUGUAUGGUUGUUUUUCAGAGUAGUGCUUAAGAAGCCUCAUCAAGUUGCACAUCUAUCAUGUUUUUCUAAAGGACUGCUUUGUAUAAGUGGAGAGUUAGAAUUCACCAUGUCCACAAUCUCACUAUACAAGCUGCUUAUUUGUUGCUAUUUGUUACCCUCCAUCAUUUUGUAAACACUUUAUGUUUAUGAAAGUGUUAUGAUUUCCAUCAAGCACUUCUGCUUUUACCAUUUGUUGAUCCUGAGGAAGAAUAUACUUUUCAAAAUCUCCUGAACUUCGAAUUUAUAUCUUAAACUUUCUGAGCUACUACGAAGUUUAAUUUUAACUUACAAGUACAGUUGUAUAAGCUCUUAGAUGUGGUCUAUGAUAUCUAAUUCAUGUAAGCUAUAAAACAUGUUUUGGUUUCCAGUUAACUAGCAAAAUAAAGUUUUUAUAUGCCAUAGGCAUUUCUAA
Messenger RNA from Limulus polyphemus (Atlantic horseshoe crab), 2900 nucleotides. RefSeq names its product long-chain-fatty-acid--CoA ligase 4-like. The transcript is spliced from 12 exons. Gene Ontology annotation, cellular component: endoplasmic reticulum; lipid droplet; plasma membrane. The record is from RefSeq and is a predicted model, not a curated record. The coding region runs from base 50 to 1360 and encodes 436 amino acids. NCBI's taxonomy places the organism in Eukaryota, Metazoa, Arthropoda, Merostomata, Xiphosura, Limulidae. Gene Ontology annotation, molecular function: palmitoyl-CoA ligase activity. Gene Ontology annotation, biological process: neuron differentiation; long-chain fatty acid metabolic process; long-chain fatty-acyl-CoA metabolic process.